AAACCAACCACGAGUUGGCGUUGUAUGGGAGAAUCCAUCUUGAAGAGCCUUCUCCGAUUGUGUGAUCAGUAAGCAGCUAUUUGUGGCUUAUUUUGCAUCUAUAUCGCUUGUUUUCAUUAUUUAAAUUAUUGUGAUAGAAAGGGAACAUAAUACAAAAUGUCUGACACCGAGCAACAGUUGAUGGAAACAUCAGAAAACGGACACGAAGGGGAAGAAGCAGAGGAUUUUAACGGAGCCGGGCCCACGGAAGAAGAGACCGAAGAGGCGGUGAAUGAAGGCGAAGAGGAGGCAGUGCCCGAAGCUUGUGCGGACGAGGGUGUUGAAGACGACGGGGUAGAGGAAGAGGCAGAGGCAGAGACGACGGAAACACUCGAGGGGGAAGAAUCGCAGAACGGUGCCUCUGAAGGCGGACAGAUCAACGCCAGCAAAGGCGAGGAAGAUGCGGGGAAAAUGUUUGUCGGUGGUCUCAGUUGGGACACAAGUAAGAAGGAUCUCAAAGACUACUUCUCUAAAUUCGGUGAGGUGACAGACUGCACCAUAAAGAUGGACCAGCAGACAGGCAGGUCAAGAGGCUUCGGGUUCAUCCUCUUCAAAGAAGCGGUCAGCGUAGACAAGGUGCUGGAACAGAAGGAGCACAGACUAGACGGCAGACAGAUUGACCCCAAGAAGGCCAUGGCCAUGAAGAAAGAGCCUGUGAAGAAGAUCUUCGUAGGAGGCCUCAACCCAGACACAGACAAGGACGUCAUCCAGGAGUACUUUGGAACCUUCGGAGAGAUCGAGACCAUUGAGCUACCUCAGGACCCAAAGACGGAGAAGAGGAGGGGGUUCGUUUUCAUCACGUACAAGGAGGAGGGUCCAGUGAAGAAAGUGCUCGAAAAGAAAUUCCACAACGUCAGUGGAUCGAAGUGUGAGAUCAAGAUCGCCCAGCCCAAAGAGGUGUACCAGCAGCAGCAGUUUGGUGGUCGUGGAGGACGAGGAGGGCGAGGGCGAGGAGGUCAGGGUCAGAACUGGAACCAAGGUUACAACAACUACUGGAACCAAGGCUACGGUAACCAAGGUUACGGCUACGGGGGACAGCAGGGCUACGGCGGAUACGGUGGCUAUAGCAACUACGACUACUCGGCUGGUUACUACGGCUACGGGGGUGGUUAUGACUACAACCAGGGAAAUACAAGCUAUGGAAAAACUCCAAGACGUGGAGGCCACCAGAGUAGCUACAAGCCAUACUGAUCACAUGUAGUGCAGGUCUAAAGUAAGAUAGGAGGAUGAUCCCGUGGUCCAGCCACAGCCAACACGGGGUCUGGCUUUUCCUUUGGAGUUGGCAGAAAUUUGGACUCAUGCUCCAUUUGUACAAAUCAAGUGAGGAACUGGGGAAGCAAAUGUCACUUUUCCACUUUUUAUUUUAUAUUGUUUAGUGUCCAUUUACAUUUCCAGCAAUGGAAGUGUUAUUUUUACUGUACUUUUUGGUACCUUUUUGAAUCUAAUGUAUUGUAUGGUUGUAUUUUACAUGUCUACUGGAAUUACCAACAAGCAGGAGCAGAGCUUUCAAAGCUUAUAAAAUAAAACAAUUUAGUUCUUUUUUUUUUUUUUCCUUUGGUGUUUCUAGACUUAGAUUAUUUGUUCCAGUGCGAGUGUUCAGACCCAGGUUGCAUGGCUUCAGAGUGGGGUGAGGCAAGAUGAGGGAUUUAAAAAACGAAUCAAAAGGUUUCAUUGUAAGCUUGUCUAGUGAAUGUUUGCAGUUGGCUAGUAGACAAGGACAACCCGCAAUUGUUUUUUGGCUUUUAAGGAGAUUUAUUUUAUUUUUUUUCCCAUCUUGUGUAGUUUUUAAAGUGGCUUUACUAGUGUUACUACGACGACCGAGCGCAAGCCUGCUUAUGUACGACUGGAUACUCAUUCCUCUAGUGUCUUGGGCAAAUUGGUAGAAAUAAACAUUUGGUUUAUAUUA
Osmerus eperlanus (European smelt) is the source of this 1945-nucleotide messenger RNA. It is a transcript of the gene hnrnpaba, whose product is annotated as heterogeneous nuclear ribonucleoprotein A/Ba. Lineage: Eukaryota; Metazoa; Chordata; Actinopteri; Osmeriformes; Osmeridae. The transcript is spliced from 9 exons. Gene Ontology annotation, biological process: regulation of gene expression. Gene Ontology annotation, molecular function: RNA binding. The coding region runs from base 157 to 1230 and encodes 357 amino acids. Gene Ontology annotation, cellular component: nucleoplasm; chromatin. The record is from RefSeq and is a predicted model, not a curated record.